Molecule: messenger RNA, 1510 nt
Organism: Capra hircus (goat)
Lineage: Eukaryota; Metazoa; Chordata; Mammalia; Artiodactyla; Bovidae
Gene: FAM177B
Product: family with sequence similarity 177 member B
Exons: 5
Coding region: 111-635 (174 amino acids)
Source: RefSeq, a predicted model, not a curated record
ACGCACACAAGAGAACCUUUCCACGUCAGCACAGUCAAGGCUUUCAAGACCAAACAUAACGAGUUAGAGCAAUGAAAGAAAAAGCAGAGGAAUAACAUUGUUGUUUCCUUAUGGAAAAAGACAAUUUCCAGCAGUUAGAACUAGAGAAGAGUGGACCUUCCAAAAGGACAACUCCCAGAAGAAUUAUCCAUUUUGCUGAUGGAGACAUCAUGGAAGAAUAUAGCACAGAGGAGGAGGAAGAGGAAGAGGAAGAAAAAGAACAGAGAACAAAUUCAACGCUUGAUCCUUCUAAACUUGCCUGGGGGCCCUACCUAUGGUUUUGCGCAGGGCAAAUAGCAAGAACCUCAUUUUCUACCUGUGAAUUCCUCGGUGAAAGAUUUGCAGUCUUCUUUGGUCUUCAUCAGCCCAAGUACCAGUAUAUGUUAAAUGAGUACUAUAGAACACAAAGCAAGCAAAGUGACAAGGGAAGUGAAGAGAAUGGAUCAGAGGCCCAACCAGCCAAUGCUCCUAAUGAGAAAUGUCACCUGGAGGCCAGGGGCCGUGAGUACGGAACAAGACUACGAGAUGUGGCGGAGGGCAUUUCUCAGUGGAGCGCCUCAUCCAGGGAGGGCCCGAUGGCAGAUUCCAGCUCCUGAUGGGCAGCGAGGCUAUGGUUCCCCUGGAUUUCUGUUCCCUGGUCAUUGAUUACCAUGGCAACAGCACCACAGGUGGUGCUUCUGAGCCAGAUCUGAUCUUAAUUUCUUUGUGAUUUAUUCUCCACUAGCCAGGAAUUGCAAGCCAUCACGAGAACAAUUGUGGUUUCUUUCUCAAUAUACAUUUUUAUUUAUAAGCCCUGAAACCCAUUGCCACCCCAGGGGUGCAAGUCCUGUCCCUCAGUUGUGGGCUGUUAGUAUUGAUAUUUGAGUAGUAGCAUAAGUGCCUUAUGGAAGAGGGCAUGGCAACCACUCCAGUAUCCUUGCCUGGAAAAUCCCAUGGACAGAGGAGACUGGUGGGCUACAGUCCAUAGGGUUGCAAAGAGUUGGACCUGACUGAAGUGACUAAGGACAGCAUAGCACAACACAUAAAUGCCUUAGGGAACUUGGGCAUGGGAGUUUUAGGCUAAAACUCUUUGUCAGGUGGCUAGGGUGUAGAAAAGAACCCUCUGUUCCUAAAAAGAAACUUUGGACAUCAUAAAGUCUAAAUAAAACUUUCUUUUGGUAUUUGACAUAAGAGAUGUCCUUCCCUACAGCUGUGCUGGUUUGCUUGAGGCUUGCUUUCCCCAAUAAGCAAACAUUGCUAAUAACUGUUACAACAUAGCAAUCUUUGAGAGCUGGGUGCAUUUUUCCCCAAACACAUUGAAAAUAAAUGACAAUCUAAGUUCUACAGAAAGUAUUUGGAAAAAGUGAAUGACUCUCUCGUUAACUUGUCAACAAAUUUUCCAAAACUGUAAAGAUCAGACAUGGAAAUCAUAACUGCAUAACACUGAUUGUGCUGGCCUAAAGUAGCUAUGGUAUACAAAACUACAAGUUUU